UCUCGGCUGCCUUCUUUCCAAGCGGCGACGGUAGGGGAGCGGCGCCGCCUUCUUCGUUGGACGCUUCGCCGGCCGACAAGUUUCGCGGAGCGGUUCUGAUAAUGUGGAAGCAGUAGUGUGCUUUCUGCCCCCAUUGCCCCUCUUUUGCACCAUCGGUGGUAUGAAUUAGUCGAAGCAUCAGUGGUAUGAAUUGGUGGAAGCAUCAGUAGUGUGAAUUGGUGGAACCACAGGGUGGUUGCAAGAGCUGAAACAUUUGGUUUCCAAAACCAUUUUUGUGAUCUGUGAAUUACUCCAUGUGAACUAUUACUGGUUGAUGUUCAUAUUAAUAUGAUACAGGGAAAAGUGUUUUGUGUGACACUACCAAAACUUGAAAAUGAACAAGGGCAAGAUUUUUAAGUUAGCUAAGGGAUUCAGAGGAAGGGCAAAAAACUGUAUAAGGAUAGCAAGGGAGAGGGUGGAAAAGGCACUGCAGUAUUCAUACAGGGAUAGGCGCAACAAGAAGAGGGACAUGCGAUCUCUUUGGAUUGAGCGCAUCAAUGCUGGUACACGCCUUCAUGGGGUGAACUAUGGCAACUUCAUGCAUGGAUUGAUGAAGGAGAAUAUCCAACUUAACAGGAAGGUUCUCUCUGAGCUGUCCAUGCAUGAGCCAUACAGCUUCAAGGCUCUUGUCGAUGUAUCUCGCAAUGCAUUUCCUGGGAACAGGCCUGUUCCUGCUAGGAAGGAGGGGCUAGCAAGCAUUCUGUAACCGUUUCUUGCCCAAUAAUCAAGCUUGACGGCUACAUCUUCAUCUGAAAGUAACCUUUUGUCUUGUGACGUCGUGAAGAGCUUGUCUGUUUGACGACCUGCCGGACAGACAAUCGUAGUACAUGUUUUGGACCCCAUGCCAACUACUUUUAGUUUUCUGAAAAAUGUGUUCCCUUUACUCUUGAAAAACUUUGGAAGAAUUAAUUACUGGUCAGGUUUUCUACUUCAUUGGCAAGCUUAUAAACUGCUACCAUGAGAGCAGAGUAAGUAACCACUCAUUUUCAAGCA
Panicum virgatum (switchgrass) is the source of this 1032-nucleotide messenger RNA. RefSeq names its product 50S ribosomal protein L20-like. Gene Ontology annotation, biological process: ribosomal large subunit assembly; translation. The coding region runs from base 374 to 745 and encodes 123 amino acids. Lineage: Eukaryota; Viridiplantae; Streptophyta; Magnoliopsida; Poales; Poaceae. The transcript is spliced from 4 exons. Gene Ontology annotation, molecular function: rRNA binding; structural constituent of ribosome. Gene Ontology annotation, cellular component: ribosome. The record is from RefSeq and is a predicted model, not a curated record.